UACUGGCCUGGCAUGCACAUUACAUCAUUUUUACUCCAGACUUUACUAGAUAAUUCUUGUGUAAGCAUAGACUCUAAAAAAAAAUAAUAAUGAUAAGGUGUUUGUUUCCGGAAGACACAAAGGCCGAGCUGCUGGAACGCGGGAUCAAUGCCGGGCUGAAACAAAGCCUGCAUGUGACGGCGGUGCUGGAACUCUCCUCUUUGUCCACAGUUGGGACUUUUAACCACAGAGGGCCCACUGAGGGGCCAUCAGUGGACGAGGAGGAAAGAGAAGGACAGAAGGAGAAACCGGCCAGUUGCAUGAGUCCCAUCCUGCCUCUCUUAUCACACCUCGCCUCCCAUUUCAUCGGCUCCUUGUCCCCUCUGCUCUCUGGAGCCAUGCACCCUCAGCGCCCGCUGCCCCAGGCCGCGCCUGCUGCGUCUUCUUGCUCGCCCUCGUCUCUGGGGCAGCAGCUGCGAGACAUGGCCACGGGUCUAGGGCGGGGAAAGAACUUCCUGGGAGGGAACGUCGCCUACGGCUUCGUGCAGUCGCUCAAGGAGUGUCUUUAUUUCCUGCUGUGUUGCUGGUGCAUCAAGGAGAUCCUGGACUGAACCCAAUAAGUAAAAGGGUGCUCUUCUUUAGCUUGAUUAUCUUUGAUUUGGAAAGCUGCACAGGGACUAACACUGUGGUGACAGAAUAAAGGAUUUAACUAAUA
This is a messenger RNA of Nerophis ophidion (straightnose pipefish), 694 nucleotides long. RefSeq names its product lens epithelial protein (gene lenep). Gene Ontology annotation, biological process: multicellular organism development. NCBI's taxonomy places the organism in Eukaryota, Metazoa, Chordata, Actinopteri, Syngnathiformes, Syngnathidae. The transcript is spliced from 2 exons. The record is from RefSeq and is a predicted model, not a curated record. The coding region runs from base 90 to 590 and encodes 166 amino acids.